Molecule: messenger RNA, 1962 nt
Organism: Arabidopsis arenosa
Lineage: Eukaryota; Viridiplantae; Streptophyta; Magnoliopsida; Brassicales; Brassicaceae
Source: the annotation of a GenBank genome assembly
CUAUACGAUACUGUACGGAUCAAUCAAACUGGAUUGAUUAUCUAAACGUACCUUUUAUCUUAUCCGGCAAGUUACCUUCCUAGGGUUUCGGAGAAUCCAAUCAACAACAAAGAAAAAAAUCAUCGUUACUAUAAUCAGUAUCACGUACAGACUUAGAUGUUCCGGUUUCCAGUGAGUCUAGGCGGUUCACGUGACGAAGCCCGUCACGAUCAGAUCACACCGUUGGAUGAGCAUCGUGUGGUUGUUGAUGAGGUUGACUUCUUCUCAGAGAAGAGAGAUAGGGUUUCACGUGAGAACAUCAACGACGAAGACGACGAAGCCAAUAAGGCUCACGUCAAAAUGGAGAAUUCACGAGUUGAAGAAAAUGAUCGUUCCAGAGAUGUCAUUAUCGGGCUGAAUCUUCUCACCGCGAAUACGGGAAGCGAUGAAUCAACGGUGGAUGAUGGACUAUCAAUGGAUAUGGAAGAUAAACGUGCAAAGAUUGAGAACGCACAACUACAAGAAGAGCUCAAGAAGAUGAAAAUAGAGAAUCAAAGGCUAAGAGAUAUGUUGAGCCAAGCGACGACCAACUUCAAUGCCUUACAAAUGCAACUUGUUACCGUUAUGAGGCAACAAGAACAACGUAAUUCCUCCCAAGAUCAUCUCCUGGCUACGGAGGGCAAAGCAGAAGGAAGGAAACGGCAUGAACUGCAAACCAUGGUGCCAAGGCAGUUCAUGGACCUCGGGCCGUCGUCUGGCGCGGCAGAGCAUGGAGCCGAAGUGUCAUCUGAAGAGAGGACAACGGUUCGUUCGGGUUCUCCUCCUUCGCUUCUAGAAAGUUCCAAUCCCCGAGAGAACGGAAAGAGGUUGCUUGGAAGAGAAGAAAGCUCAGAGGAAUCCGAGUCUAACGCCUGGGGAAACCCUAACAAAGUCCCUAAACAUAAUCCAUCAUCUAGCAACAGCAACGGAAACAGAAACGGAAAUGUUAUUGAUCAGUCGGCCGCGGAAGCCACCAUGCGUAAAGCCCGUGUCUCAGUUCGUGCCCGAUCUGAAGCUGCGAUGAUAAGCGAUGGAUGUCAAUGGAGAAAGUACGGACAAAAAAUGGCUAAAGGAAACCCGUGUCCGCGAGCUUAUUAUCGCUGCACAAUGGCCGGUGGAUGUCCUGUUCGCAAGCAAGUGCAACGUUGCGCAGAAGACAGAUCUAUUCUCAUAACCACCUACGAAGGAAACCACAACCAUCCACUCCCACCAGCCGCUAUGGCCAUGGCCUCAACAACCACCGCAGCCGCAAGCAUGCUGCUCUCAGGCUCAAUGUCGAGUCAAGACGGUUUAAUGAACCCAACAAACCUCCUAGCUCGAGCCAUCUUGCCUUGCUCCUCAAGCAUGGCCACAAUCUCAGCCUCCGCACCAUUCCCAACCAUCACAUUGGACCUCACCAAUUCACCCAACGGCAACAACCCUAAUAUGACCACUAAUAACCCGUUGAUGCAGUUCGCUCAACGGCCUGGUUUCAACCCGGCGGUUUUGCCUCAAGUGGUCGGCCAAGCUAUGUAUUAUAACCAACAACAGUCCAAGUUUUCUGGUUUACAGUUACCGGCUCAGCCACUGCAAAUGGCGGCCACUUCCUCGGUGGCCGAGAGCGUUAGUGCUGCCAGUGCAGCGAUUGCGUCCGAUCCUAACUUUGCGGCGGCUCUAGCGGCAGCAAUUACCUCCAUUAUGAACGGUUCCAGUCAUCAGAAUAAUAACACCAAUAGUAAUAAUGUGGCUACAAGCAACGGUGACAGUAGGCAAUAAGAGUUUUCAUUUUGAUGGUCGAUCUUUUUUUUUCGUACUUUGUUUUGAGUUUUGGAUGUGUAAUUAUACGUAUCUUUUUUGUUUAGCUUUUUUUCCGUGAACAACAAGGGUCUUAAGAACAUGUUUUUUUGUUUCUGUUCUUCAUGUAAGAUCAACGAUUUUGUUUGGAAAUUAAUAUCUCUCUAAAAU